AAGGCUGCCGUGAAGUCGUACCAUCCGUCACCUUUGACGAUACUGCAGUGACUGUCCAGGGAUUUUGCGUGACAUUCGUAAUGAGUUAAUGACCUAAUGACGUAGACAGUACGUUUACUCUUGCAUCAUUUGUAGCACGUGCUCUGCUGGAAAUUGACGUAUGUCUUGCAUUCAUUAUAAAUCAAUCAAUUCAUCAGGGAAGUUCACAGGUUUUUAUAUUUAGCUUCAUGAUAAUUAAAUUUCUGCGUAGACAGAUUUAAACCAGACGGAAUAUAAUAAUGGACCACAUUCACUACCUGGAUUUAUUUUAUGAGUUUGACGUCGUGCGUGUUCCUAAAGAAAAAUAAAAGAAUGGAAUGUCCACGAACCGAGGUCGCACGUGAGAAUGAGUCUUGACAUUCGAGGAUUUAUGGCGUCUCUCCAGGAUCAAUAAAUCAGUCAAAAAAUUUGUAACUCUAGGCUUCUAGUAUUCGUUAAAUUAGGUUACACACACGGCACCUAAAGCUGGCAGAAAAUAUUCAUUUUAUCCGGCGGUAAAUCUAUACUCUCCGCAUCGUUGAUUAUAACGUCAUUGCUUAUCCAGUAACUCUGUUAUCGUUAUCCCCUCGAAAGGAUUACAUGUGACUUAUAUUUAUGCCUACGUUUACAUAUCGCGUCCCAAAACAGGUCGUCAGAGCUUCACCGAUCACAGUGCCCACUUGUACGUGUUACGUGUGUUACUAAGCUGAUUUCAGGUGUACCCAACAUUAUGUCACGUCACCAGCUAUAAUUACAUUUGGCAAGAUCUUCACUACAAUUAUUCACACGUCUCGACGUCUCUGCUUAAUAAACUGUGUUUGUCUAUUUCUUUUCGCAUAUCCCACGCAGUAUCGAAGGAGGCUGUACAACGUUCUCAGCUGUUCUAUCAGAAUUUCGUUCCAUGUAAUUCUGGAUCCCAAAUUUGUAAUAAUGACGAUGCGUCGUGACGUAAGAGGAAGGUAGAGAAUACAGAAUGGAGAAGGGAUAGACCAUCAUAGCCUUCGUAGAUCCGUGAAUAACGAUCGAUAGAGCCUCCGGCCAAUUGGUAGAGAUUCUUUGUAAGAAAAGUUUACGAGGCCCACACAGCAGUACACCUCCACUACAUGAUUUCUCCUGGAGCACUUGACCCCCAACUAGGCGCCCCCGUUUUUGGUUAAAGGAAACCUACGCAUCGUUACUACACCGAAUCCGGUGCUACAGCCUUUCCACGAAAACCCGUAGGAUUCCCAAUUGGCAAAUCUAUUUUUGUACCAACGCGGGAUUUCAUGACUUCGCCACACUGAUUCAUCGAUAGGAAUUCACGAUUUCGUAAUUCACCAGGACACAUUGUUACCAUAUUAAAUGUAUAUAUGUAACCUCUUUACUCAUUGCAAUUCAACAUUCUGAUUGCGAACAGGCAUACGUACAUACAGCAGCCAUGUUUGAAUAAUUCCUUAAUAUCCAUUUGACUACUCCAACCAAUUACCCUAAGACUGAGUUCAUACCUCUUUUCAUUGACACGGUCAAUGGUUUACGUUCUCGACUGCUGACGUAUUUCGUAGUUUUUUACUGUCACUAAUUCGGCGAGUUCCUCUAAAACUUCCCGCCUCCACGCGUCUGUCCUUAGUCAUCGUACGAACGGGUAACAGAAAUCGGCUAUUCCUAGUACAGUAAAUUAACCUUUUAACUAUAAACUAAGUAGAGAGGCUCGUGAUCGUAUGCAGAAGAUUCUUAAUAAAGUAUAAGUAGCUACUCUGCUCACUCAUGAAUGCACGCACCAAAGACGAAUACACAGACUGGGGAACAUAUGUAACAUGCAUAGUAUGGUGACGCGUGUGCCGCUAGUAAGAUUCUCGUCUGGCACGGCGUGUCCGAUAGCGACAUAAAGCGACGAGAGUGACGAGAAACACAGUCAGUACCGUCUGAGACUUCGAUCGGUCUGUAGGUGUUGGGGAUGGAUUCUCCGGUAGCCCAGUGUUGUUUACGGUGCGUGAGUUCGUAAAUUGGUUUCUCCCGAAUCCUUGCACCGAAUAAAAAGACAGUGGCUCAAAAGACGAGAAGAAAGAACAAGUAGUGACAAGUGACUUUCGUAGUUCAUGAUAGACGUUCAGAGAUUGUUACCUUUAUUUAGAGCAGUGUCCGAAGGAUUCAUAUCGUCUUUUGAUUUUCCCUCGCUUUCUUUGUAAAUCCGACUGAUUUCAAAUUCAUGACACUACAUGUGUCCUGCCGAAAAAUUGUCUUCUCAUUUUCGUCGGAGAACGUUAAUAUUUGUGUCUCAGAUGGUUUUAUUUUAUUUUUAUUUUGCCUGCUCUCUUCUUCUCUUAUCGAAGACACGAACAGAUGGGUGAUAGGUGCAACGUGACGAUGAGGAUUCACGUGGAAUUUAAUCAAAAGUUCGAGGAGUGAGCUAAGAGUGUUUCAAACAUCUUCUUUUUAAUAUCAUUAUAAACAGUUUUUAAUAAACGCAACGUAGGGAUUUUUCACAAGGAUCAAGGAUAUUCGCGAUCCUUUAAUAAGCUCUCUGCUUUGUUGGCGUAAUCAGUUCCUAUCUGAUAACUGGUUUUCCCACCUUAUGAGAGUUUUCCAAUUACUGUAUUAUACGACUGACAGGGAUUAAUGAUUCAGUAGUGUUUAUUCUGUGACUUUAUUGUGAAGCUAUGUCGUACUUCCAUGGGCUUCCGUUAUCUCAUUUCAUUAUAUUCGGUAUCUUCUUCCUCAUCGAUCUCAACACCAACUUCGUACAAGGAUCGUCCAGCAAGAGUCUCACGAUUCUCUCGUUUCCAUUGAACGAAUCGAUAUCGCAAGAGUACUCGAGGCUACCACUGGUUGGAAAAUGUUGUCCAGUAGGUCAAAUAAUGACCAAAGAUGAGAAAGGGACAAGUUUAUGUGUCGAUCCAAUCAUCCUGCCGUCCUUGAUUGAGCCAGAAGAGGCAAUGACGACGUCGUCACCAUCGUCACUUCCGGAAAAAAUAUUUUCACCGUAUUUCAAUGACUUCAAUAGGACGGGUCUGCUUGAUCCAGGACAUAAGAAAGACAAAUUUGUGGCUCUUGUCGGUGAUCCAUGUCAGUAUGGAAAAAUGAAUACUUCACAUAGGUACAUCCUGGAACCUGAACAGUCAAGUGAGGAUGAGUAUUAUCUACUACUCAAUGGAUCUGUAUAUCUUCCACUACCGAUGCCUGUGAUGCUGGUACCAAGGCAGGAUUACUGUAUGGACAUAAUACCUGGACAAGGUUUAAGGGUGCUGGUAUGCUUUCCAAAAGAGCCUGAAGUCGUCAGAGCGGAUGUCAAGAUCGUUUUUUACGCUUUUGGUCUUUUAAUUUCAGCAGUAUUUCUAGUUACCACCAUAGUACUAUACUGCAUCACUUCUAAGCUCAUGGACAUUUAUGGGAAGGCUCUGUGUCAUUACUGUGCUUGUCUUGCAUUGGCUCUUACAACGUUUGCCAUUACACAACUAGCCAGUUCUCAUCUGUCGGAUCAGGCUUGUGUCUCGAUAGCAUUCGUCAUCCAGUUUUCGUUUGUCGCGUGCUUCUUCUGGCUGAACGUGAUAUGCAUAGAGACAUGGUUAAUGGUGAAACGUCAUGUGAAGCAUGGCUCCUGCAGAAGAUCCACAGAGUCGAAAAGAUUAUUUUUCUAUUACUCAGUCUGGAGUUGGGGACCCGCAAUGAUAUUGAUCCUCAUCUGUAUGACGUUGAAGUUGAACCCGACGGUUCCUAGUUCCUACGUGAAGCCCCAAUUCGGUGCACAUGGUUGCUGGUUUGAAUCUGAUCGUGACGCCAUGCCGUAUUUUUACGUACCGCUGGGUCUACUGCUCCUGGCGAACAGUGUGCUCUUUGUAAUGACAGCAGUGAGCAUAGCUAGGUACCAGAAGGACAUCGACCUGAGACUUCUUGCCAGGAACCAGGAGGCUGAUCGCGAGGAGCAGAGAUUGUUUAAACGUCUCAAAAGGACAUUCAUCGUAUGCAUCAUCUUAUUUUUGCACAUGAGCCUUAACUGGGUUAUGGAAUUGAUCUCGUGGUGCACCGGUAGUGACAGCUUUGCCUGGUCAGCAUUCGACCUGGUGAAUGCACUUCAGGGCGUUCUUGUUUUUGGACUAUUUGUUCUUCGUAGACCUGCUAGGGAUCUCAUUUGGUACAGGAUACAGAAAAUAAGAGGCAUCGACGCACUAGAGCCAGAGGCUGAUCACACUGACUUGGGUUUAUUGCCAAUAACCACUGACCCAGUACCGCCGCAGAGGAUGACUCAAUAAAUCACAAACAGACUCGUGAUGAGUCUUUCUCGAAAUUUUAACAGCGAAGAUCCUAUGACGCAAUGAGGAUCAUCCGCACGACCGAAUACGAGUGAAUGUCACGUUCCUCGAAGAUGCUAUUCUUCGUUACCAGUUACUUGGAAAGAAAGAAAGAAGGAAGGAGCAGGCCAGGAGAGACUAGUUUUUUUUUUAGAAAAUACUUUUUAUUCGAUUCUCCUUUUACACCGUGACACCUUUUACUCAUUUGAUCGCUAAUCAUUACACCAUAAAAAUAAACUAUACGUUUUGUUACAUAAA
Messenger RNA from Cephus cinctus (wheat stem sawfly), 4541 nucleotides. Its product is annotated as G-protein coupled receptor Mth2. Gene Ontology annotation, molecular function: G protein-coupled receptor activity. Gene Ontology annotation, biological process: cell surface receptor signaling pathway; G protein-coupled receptor signaling pathway. The transcript has 6 exons. NCBI's taxonomy places the organism in Eukaryota, Metazoa, Arthropoda, Insecta, Hymenoptera, Cephidae. The record is from RefSeq and is a predicted model, not a curated record. The coding region runs from base 2655 to 4244 and encodes 529 amino acids. Gene Ontology annotation, cellular component: membrane.